Messenger RNA from Pteronotus mesoamericanus, 4629 nucleotides. It is a transcript of the gene PRKAA1, whose product is annotated as protein kinase AMP-activated catalytic subunit alpha 1. Lineage: Eukaryota; Metazoa; Chordata; Mammalia; Chiroptera; Mormoopidae. The transcript is spliced from 9 exons. The record is from RefSeq and is a predicted model, not a curated record. Gene Ontology annotation, cellular component: cytoplasm. The coding region runs from base 17 to 1696 and encodes 559 amino acids. Gene Ontology annotation, biological process: protein phosphorylation; intracellular signal transduction. Gene Ontology annotation, molecular function: ATP binding; AMP-activated protein kinase activity.
CCCCUCCCGCGGCGCCAUGCGCAGGCUCAGUUCCUGGAGGAAGAUGGCGACGGCCGAGAAGCAGAAACACGACGGGCGGGUGAAGAUCGGCCACUACAUCCUGGGGGACACGCUGGGGGUCGGCACCUUCGGCAAAGUGAAGGUUGGCAAACACGAAUUGACUGGGCAUAAAGUUGCUGUGAAGAUACUUAAUCGACAGAAGAUUCGAAGCCUUGAUGUGGUAGGAAAGAUCCGCAGAGAAAUUCAGAACCUCAAGCUCUUCAGGCAUCCUCAUAUUAUUAAACUGUACCAGGUCAUCAGUACACCAUCUGAUAUUUUCAUGGUGAUGGAAUAUGUCUCAGGAGGAGAGCUAUUUGAUUAUAUCUGUAAAAAUGGAAGGCUGGAUGAAAAAGAAAGUCGACGUCUGUUCCAGCAAAUCCUCUCUGGCGUGGACUACUGCCACAGGCACAUGGUGGUCCACAGAGACCUGAAACCCGAGAAUGUCCUGCUGGACGCGCACAUGAAUGCCAAGAUAGCUGAUUUUGGUCUUUCAAACAUGAUGUCAGAUGGUGAAUUUUUAAGAACAAGUUGUGGCUCACCCAACUAUGCUGCACCAGAAGUAAUUUCAGGAAGAUUGUAUGCAGGUCCAGAGGUAGAUAUAUGGAGCAGUGGGGUUAUCCUCUAUGCAUUAUUAUGUGGAACCCUUCCAUUUGAUGAUGACCAUGUGCCAACCCUUUUUAAGAAGAUAUGUGAUGGCAUCUUUUACACCCCUCAGUAUUUAAAUCCUUCUGUGAUCAGCCUAUUGAAACAUAUGCUGCAGGUGGACCCUAUGAAGAGGGCCACAGUCAAAGACAUCAGGGAACACGAAUGGUUUAAGCAGGAUCUUCCAAAAUAUCUCUUUCCUGAGGAUCCAUCCUAUAGUUCAACCAUGAUUGAUGAUGAAGCCUUAAAAGAAGUGUGUGAGAAAUUUGAGUGCUCAGAAGAGGAGGUCCUCAGCUGCCUUUAUAACAGAAAUCACCAGGACCCUUUGGCCGUUGCCUAUCACCUCAUCAUAGACAACCGGAGAAUAAUGAAUGAGGCCAAAGACUUUUACUUGGCGACAAGCCCACCUGAUUCUUUUCUUGAUGAUCACCAUUUGACUCGGCCCCAUCCUGAAAGAGUGCCCUUCUUGGUUGCUGAGACACCCAGGGCACGCCAUACCCUUGAUGAAUUAAAUCCACAGAAAUCCAAACACCAAGGUGUAAGGAAGGCAAAAUGGCAUUUGGGAAUUAGAAGUCAAAGUCGACCAAAUGAUAUCAUGGCAGAAGUUUGUAGAGCAAUUAAACAACUGGAUUAUGAAUGGAAGGUUGUAAACCCAUAUUAUUUGCGAGUCCGAAGGAAGAAUCCUGUGACAAGUACAUACUCCAAAAUGAGCCUACAGUUAUACCAAGUGGAUAGUAGAACGUAUUUAUUGGAUUUCCGAAGUAUUGAUGAUGAAAUUACUGAAGCCAAAUCAGGGACUGCUACACCACAGAGAUCGGGAUCAGUUAGCAACUAUCGAUCUUGCCAAAGGAGUGAUUCAGAUGCUGAGGCUCAAGGAAAAUCCUCAGAAGCUUCUCUUACCUCAUCUGUGACCUCACUUGACUCUUCUCCUGUUGACUUAACUCCAAGACCCGGAAGUCACACAAUAGAAUUUUUUGAGAUGUGCGCGAAUCUAAUUAAAAUUCUUGCACAGUAAACCUAAAACUUUGCUUAUUUCUUUGAUAGCAAUAAGCAUGCAUAAUAAAUUAUAGCCAAAUGCUUCCAUUUAUAAUCAAGUUAUACAUCUUUAUAACUGAGGAUUGGCCUUUUGGAAUGUACUUUGCACAGGGAUUAGAACAUGAUUAAUAGUUAAAAACCUAAUGUGCAAAAAUGAAUUAAGAUAAUUUUGUUCAUUGUUCAGUAGGCCUAUAGCAUAAUAUAAUAUACACAAUGAAUUAUAGGUCUCUCAGGCUCACUUGAUUUUUGGCUAUUUUAUAUUUAGCAUACACAGGGCUUUGUAGAAUAUUAAUUUACCAUAAAGGCCUUCAUAUAUUAUUACAUGUUGUGUUAUAUAUUUGCUUCAUAAAUUUAUUCAAUAAAUAUUUGCCUAGAAUCCUCAGAGAAUUUUAUAGGUGAUUUUGUUUUCUGGGCUCCUUAAGUAGCAAGUAUCUUCUAACAGUAGGGACAGUGUGGAUGACUUUUCUGUAUCCCUCCUUAAUAUUCUAUAGUAUACGGUAAGUCACAUCAAGAUAUUAAACACAUGCAAGUUUUUUCUUCAGCUUCAUUAAGUCAAAAAACACACAGAAUUAACAUAUUGAGAUAUUCUAGGCACUGUUUAAUCUUAACAAUUUAUCCCAUUAUAUUCUGUACAUAAAUUGCUCUUUUUGUCACAAGAGCUGAGUUGCAUAUACUGUAAAUAAAUCAUGUUGUUUUUGCCAAUCUCACAGAUUCCUCUGCUCAUGUCAGUCAGUAUUGAAUGUGUGCAAACACUUCUUGUUAUUCGAUUAUGUAUCUUUUAAAUUGAUUCAGUGCACAGAAAAAACAUCUCUUACAAACUAUUUAAAUGUUCAGAUAAGACACUUUCUCCCAAAUUUUAUUAUAAACAUUUUUACAUGUGUAUCUACCACUUGGAUUCAAUGCUUGUUAACAUGUUGCCACAUGUGCUUUAUAUCUAAUUGUGUAUAUAGAUAGUUAUAUAUGUGUAUAUAUGAUAUACUCCUCUGAACCAUAAGGGUGUUGCAGACGUACUCAUCGACCCGCAACACUUCAAGCAUGUUCUAAAAAUAAUGAUACUGUCCUUAAAAAAACAGUCGUGUUAUAAAAAUAAUUCCAUACUGUCAUCUAAUCAUGCAUAUUUGGACUUCCUUGCUUGUCCUCCAAAUUUGUUUUACAGCUGGUUAUUUCAAACCAGAUCCAGUUCAAGUUUACCUAUUGCAUUUGGUUAUGUCUCCUUAGUCAGGUAUGACAUUUUUAUAAAAUAUGGAACAAAUUGGACAAUUCUAAAUGGUUACAUUUGUUUUGAAUUUUAAUUUUUAAAAAACAGCAUUAUGGGAACUGCCCAAAGAUGCCUAAUCUUUCUAAGAUUUCUGAUUUAUAUUGUUUUUCUUGCUCUUAGUAAUAGCAUCACACAAUAGGUAUAAAUGAAGAUAUGAAGUCACCUCGGAUAAAAUUGGUAUCGUGUAUGCUAAUAAAAAAUAAGUAUUACUCAUAUUUGCCUUAUACUAUUUUAACUUCAAGAAAUUGAUAUUUUUCCUAUUAAUCAUUUUUCCAUUGCAACGGUUAUCUUUUUUUCCCUUUUAAGACUACUUGUUAAUAUAGUUUUUGUGUUUUGUUUUAUUUUUUGCAAAUACAGUGAGCACCUGUGUACUUAGACAAUAAUGUACUCAGAUGCCAUGAGAGCUUGCAUAGUUACUGUAGUUGUAGAUUUGGUUCCAGCACCCCGAGAAACAUGCACUGAAUUCAAAAGAAAAAUCGUGGCUUCUUUUUGUCCAGGCAAAAGGCUUGUUCUAUUCAAUUUAGAAUCUGAAAGCUAUAUAAAAUAAUAGCAGUUCCAUUUAAAUAUAAGUUCGAAACUGUAUUUUAACCUGUAUGUGGCCCUCUGUUUUGAAGAUACUGAUUUUAAGUAGGCUCUCUAAAUGCAGCAUUUGUUCCUGAUAUUAAGAACAGAAGACUGUAUUUUUAAAGUUACAAAUUUGUAUAUAGAACUAAGACAUUGUUGUAAUGUCUCUAUAAGCUGUUGGGGGGUGGGGUGGGGAAUAAAAGGAGGAACCAAUUACAUAGGACCUUCCAAAAAUUGUUAAUUUUGUAAACUUUGCUUCUUUUUAAGUUAUUGUUUCCUUUUAGUUACUGAGUUUUAUUGUGAAGAUAUUUAAAUAUUGCACUUGUACAAAUAGUAUGAUAAAUGCACGGACUAUUGCAGUAACUUCUUUUUUAAGCUGGGAUAUUUGAAAUGACAACUUUUGGUUGAGUGUGUAAAGGUUGCACCAGAAUUUUCACAAAUUUAUUGUAGUUUGCAAAUUCUUACUAACUGAAGAUGUAAAGGAGUCAAUGCAAAUGAUUUUUAAUCUUUUUUUAUUAUCUUUUCAGCAAUUUAUAUUUUUUGUGAUUUUAUGCAACCAUAUUUUUACUUUGUUUUGACAACUGAAAGAUGUAUAAGGUUUUUGCCAGAAAUGUACUAUAUACAUAGUUUUAAAUAUAACAGAUUUUACUGAUAUGUAAAAAUUUUGCCAUUAAAAUAAAUGAUUUCUCUCUGAGAGGAAUUUUUCUACCAGGUUGGGGGAUAUGGGAGCUUAAUAUAUCAUAUCUAAUUUAAAAUAAUUUCACUGAAAUAAACUCCAUUGCUUUUACUUUGAUUAUAUUUUCUCUUGAGGUGCUUUUAUAGUUUUUCAGAGUUUUAAAUGGUUGUAUAUAAGAAGUUCUGCCCUCUCCUACCCUUGCCUCACCCUUUUUGACCCGGCAGUGAUACCCUUCACAUUGAAUUAAUGCUUGGUGGACUAUGGCUGUGUGCAGGACUCUAUGCGCCUGUGCUCUGACUGGCACCUUUGGAAUGAAAGAAAAAUGUGUGUUGUUUAAAUCUUAUCUAACUCCUUCUAUUGCCUACCUCCACAAUAGAAAUCUCAUUUUCAUUUUGAGUUCUGACCAGAUGAAUGA